AUGAUUACUAUUUUGUUUAUAAUAAUUGUAUUAGAAUUUAAAAAAAAUGUUUUUUGUCUUAUGGAAAAGGAUGAUUUAAUACUUUGUAUUUCAGAAUAUAAUAACGAAAAAGAAUGUAACAUAACUACUGAAUUUGGUAAACAAGUAAAUUUAUAUUGUCCUACUGAUUUUUUAAAAAAUAAUGAAAGCAUAUAUUUUAACAAAAUUAAGAUAAGUAACGAUAAUAUAUGUUUUAAUAAUAUUAUGGUAAACAAUGAUAAAAAAUUAAAAAAAUUAGAAGAAUUAUUACCUGAUAUUAUUUUAUAUGAAGGUAAUUCAUUACACUUAUAUUCUUUCUUUAUACCUCAUAAUACAUAUGAAAAUAUAAUUUUUUCUUGUUAUUGUAUUGAUAAAGAUAAAAAAAAAGCAUUUAAAUUGAAUGUUAAAAUUUCAAAAAACACAAAAAAAGUGAAAAGUUGUAAUUUUUAUUAUUCAGAAAACAUAAGGAAAAAUGAAAAUCCUUCAGAAAAAAAUUUAUAUAUAAAACAUAAUAAUAAUUGUACUAUUGAUGGCAAUGCAAAUGAUACUAUCUUUUUUCAAUGUUCUAGUAAUGCAAAUAGUAAUUUUAUUAUUUCACCAUUAUUUUGUUUUCAUAUGGUUUUGGAUGAAAAUAAUGAAGAAACUAAUAUCUUUGGUUUGAUUAAUGGUGCUAAAGUAAUUCCAGAAUCUUUUUUUUAUUAUAAUGAUAAUAAAAAAAAAAAAUUGUCAUCUUAUUUAUUAUUACCAUCUUCCAUUCAAGAAACGUUAAUAAUUAAAUGCUCUUGCAUAAUUAUUGACUUUUCUUCAUCUGAUUUUUAUUCUGGUACUCUUUUUUUAAAUUUAGAAAAAAAUUCUAGUUUAUUUGCUUAUAAUAUAUAUAAUAAAGGAAAAACUGAAGAGAAAAUAAAUAAGAAAAUACCAAAUAGGAAUAACAUAAGUGAUGAAAAUGAAGGAAACUCUAUAUUAGAACAUUAUUCUUUUUUACUUACUGUUUUAAUUUUCACAUAUUUAUAUAUUGCAAUUUAUAAUUAA
Molecule: messenger RNA, 1050 nt
Organism: Plasmodium gallinaceum
Lineage: Eukaryota; Apicomplexa; Aconoidasida; Haemosporida; Plasmodiidae
Product: 6-cysteine protein, putative
Exons: 1
Coding region: 1-1050 (349 amino acids)
Source: RefSeq, a predicted model, not a curated record